AUGCUGUUCCAACCCAGCAACCGACAGCUAGAGGCAUGGGUCGAGAAGGGGCCAGCGAAGCAGCUCUCCGGGACCAGCUGGACCGGGCUGUCCUGGAGUUUUAGCCUUGCUAUUAUCCAACACUUAGUUCCCCGUCGCAAGUUUGAUUCUGUCCUUGUCUCCUAUGCUGCUGCGCGGUACUGGAGCUCCAGUCAGGGUACGUGGAUGAUGGUUGGGAAUUAUACAUCAAUCCUGUCGCAGUUAAUCUACGACUGCCAGAUGGUGGUGCUCGCCCAGGUGUUGGCAGAGACAGCAGAUCAACCAGAGGCGGAUGUUGGUGCCAUGAUCGUGGACAUCCGGGACCAAUGGUUAUUAAAUGACACCGACGGACCAGUGGCUGAAUUAUUGGAGAAUCGGUUAUUAGGCUUCCGCAUUGGGCAGACUGAAGUGCUGCCGGCACAGCUGCGGUGGCAUGCAGAUGGGGAGACCCUAGUCUGGUCUGAGGUGAUCUUCCACCUGUCUGAUCUGUAUAACAUCAUCUUCAAGGGGCUCGCCACGGCCCAGCGACUUUUUGAAGAAGAGUUAUGCCUUAGUGGCCGAUCGAGUCCUGCGUCUGAGAUCCCCGUUCUAGAUCUGGACCUAUUAGUGGACAACUGGGAUGCCACCGCGCCGGGCCAGUCAUUCCUCACUGAUUCACGAAAUGCGUCCCAUUUAGAUCCGGUAAAGGACUGGCUGAUCGCUCGUGUGGGGAAGACCCCGGUUCUAUUCCAUACAUUCUGGUCGCAGACAGCCAAGGGUCACUGGGUCGUGUCCGCCGAUGCCGCGCAGCAGUAUGAGGAUGCGGUGCAGAAAUUCCUCCAAGCUCUCCUGGUUCCGUUCUUCCUUGGCUCCGGCCAGCAGGGGCGUCGGACCAUUAAAUAA
Aspergillus thermomutatus is the source of this 900-nucleotide messenger RNA. RefSeq lists its product as uncharacterized. The record is from RefSeq and is a predicted model, not a curated record. The transcript is spliced from 2 exons. NCBI's taxonomy places the organism in Eukaryota, Fungi, Ascomycota, Eurotiomycetes, Eurotiales, Aspergillaceae. The coding region runs from base 1 to 900 and encodes 299 amino acids.